AUGCCACCCCCAUCCAGCCCCACACCUCCACCGCACCCCCAUUCACCCGGCAAACUCCUCAUACUCAACGGCUUCCCUGGCACCGGCAAGCUCACCAUCCUCACUAAACUCAAAGAUCACCUGCCCGUAGCGACAACCUGCCUCCUGGACAACCACCUCCUGAUCGAUCCCGUGGAAGCCGUGCUCCCCGGCCGCAGCCCCGCACACCACGCGCUGCGCCGGCAGGUGCGAGACCCGAUAUUCGCACACCUGGCGCGGCGCGUGCGCGAGGGGCAUACCGUGCUCAUGACCGCGUGUCUCGUUGAGGAUAACGAUACAGAUCGCGGCGUGCUGCAGGAGUAUCUUGAUAUCGUGCGUGGCGGUGGGACGUUGUUCUGGGUCUCGGCGCGCUGCGAUGCGGAGACGCUGGAGCGGCGCGUAGGGAGCGUUGAGAGGGUUCAGGGGGGCAGGGCGAAGUUGACGGAUUGGAGGGUUCUGAGGGAGUUGGUGCGGGUGCAUCGGCUUAUCGAGCCUGGGGGGAGUGCUGGGGAAGGGGUGAGAGUGGUGGAGGAGGAGCUUGAUGCGAGUAGGUCGGUGGAUUGCUCUGUUGGCUUUCUUUUGGGAGUUCUGGGUCUCCUGGGAAGUGGAGGGUAGCUGGCUGCAGUGCGAUCGACUUAUUGAUGGUGGAUAUCAUAGCUCAAGCUUGUGGUUUGAUGUCAGUCAAUCGAUCUUCAGAUAUUUAACACAAGAAGCACUGGAAUUUCUAGGCAUAGAACAGAGCAUCUUUUAUAUACCUAGCUCAAUAAAGUUAAUAGUUACUAGAAUAACAAAAUACACACGUAGUACCCUAGUCCCUUACUGGUCUCUUACAUAGAUGCCUGAAUUCUGGCUCUGCUAAAGAAAACAGGCAGGAAUUGUUCCACGACCUAGGACUUUGUGGGCGGAAUUAUAGGCUAUAUUUUACUUGCUUUCCGGAACAUGAGCACACUCGGUAAAUUUAUUGUCUGCUGGUUGGAACGCAC
Boeremia exigua is the source of this 1001-nucleotide messenger RNA. RefSeq lists its product as uncharacterized. The coding region runs from base 1 to 633 and encodes 210 amino acids. Lineage: Eukaryota; Fungi; Ascomycota; Dothideomycetes; Pleosporales; Didymellaceae. The record is from RefSeq and is a predicted model, not a curated record. The transcript has a single exon.